Megachile rotundata (alfalfa leafcutting bee) is the source of this 565-nucleotide messenger RNA. RefSeq lists its product as uncharacterized. The record is from RefSeq and is a predicted model, not a curated record. Lineage: Eukaryota; Metazoa; Arthropoda; Insecta; Hymenoptera; Megachilidae.
UAAAGGACCGCGAGAAGGAGACGACGGCAUGUUUCCGAUUCACGUAUAUGGUCUUUACCUAUACGUUGAAAGCGGAAGCAUGCUCACAUUUUUAUGUUAGGGGAUAGCAAGUUGGUUUCAUACCCGCGCCCCUAAGUACCCCACUUUGGGAAUCUCUAAUUGAAGAUUCCAUUUAUGGAAAGCAUUCUGCUGCUGACCACCGAUGAUACACGCCAUGUCCUCCGCCCUGCUUAACACUGCUCACCAUGGUGACAUCCCGAUGGAAGCUUCCGUCCCAGACCCAAUAGGUACACACAGCCCUGAGUGCCCCACACUGAAUGCCCUGAUCCCUGAACACACACCCCAUACCCCAAAAGUUCCACACACCACUAGGUACCCAAGACCUAGUGGUGCCCCAUCCCCCAAAAUGCUCCACACACCACUAGGUACCCAAGACCUAGUGGUGCCCCAACCCCCCAAACUGCUCCACACACCACUAGUUGUCCAAGAGCUAGUGGAGUGCCCCAUACCCCAAACACCACACACUAAUUGUCCAAAAUCCAGUGGAGUUCCCCAGGACUCCUGA